UUUCUGUUCUUGUAGAAUUUUCUAAAAUUAACUAAUGCCUCGUAAUUUUAAUUCAUACUCCUGUGCGCGUCUUUACUCGCUGUCGGAGUCCGCCAACCCCUUUGAAACGUGCGUUUUGAUUGGUUGGAAGCAAAUGCUCAAGUUCAACUGAGGACAAAGCCCAGUUCUUCCUCCCAUCAUUGGUCGCCCUUCACCUAAGAUGCUCUCUUUCACAGAUACGUAUUGGUUAAGACUCCAUGUGGCACGUCGUUGAUUGGUCGGUCUGCAGAAAAUACACGCAGGUUGUGUUGAAUCGAGUUAAUUGGCUGAGGAUUGGUUGACCCUCGAAUCUGUUAGCCCGGUCUUGUAAGUUUGGUUGUGAAUGUUGCGUUGCAGAGAAGGAAAUUAAAUGAAAUGGUUAAAAUUGGGCGCCGUCCGUAUGUCUUUUACGUCAAUGUUUACGUACGUAAAAUAGCCUUGUUAUCUGCAUGUGUAUUAGGAGCAACUGGAUAUGCAUGUUUCAAUUUCAGCAAGAUUAUUUAUUGACCUGAAAGAAACAAGCUAAUUAGAAACGGACUAAAAUCGGUUGCUGCCUACCACUGAAUUGGGAAGACGAACUUCAAGGGAGGUAGAGACGGCUUUUGGGGGUGGAGAGAUUGGGGAUGAUAUCUUCCCCUCCCGCCUUGCACCCCCAAAUUGUUUGCCCGAUGGAAGGAGAUGCCGAGGUUCCCAUUCGCGUUUGCAUCCCCUCUCAGAGCACGCCCCAGCCUUGCCCCCACUCCCUGCCUUCUGUCACCUGCAGGAACAGAUACGAUGGUAGGGCAGGGAAAGAAAGGAACCGAAGGACCGGACGCAUGCAGGUCACCAAAGAACGAGAAGGAGAGAAUGGAGAGAGUGUGCCAAGGAAAAGCAGACAGACCUCUUGUGCAAAGAGAGAGAGGAGUGUUAGAACAGAACGAUGUUCCGGAGCGGAAACUGGGAGAGAAAUGACAAAGAAGAAAACCAGAAGGGGCCACCAGGGUACAGGGAAGCUGACCCCUCCCACACUCUGCAUAGAGGAGAGCAGUACGGGGAUGCUGGAGCCUGACCUACAGCCCAGCCAAUCGGGAAUGGAAACAGGGUCUGGCCUACACCCUGGCCAAUCAGCAAUGGAAACAUUGUCUGAUGUACAGCCCAGCCAAUCAGCAAUGGAAACAGGGUCUGACCUACAAUCUUGCCAAUCAACAAUGGAAACGGGGCAUCACCUACAGAUCAGCCAAUCGGGAAUGGAAACAGGGCCUGACCUACAGACCAGCCAAUCAGCAGUAGAAACAGGGCCUGACCUACAGCCCAUCCAAUCGGUAAUCAAACCUGUUGAACCUCUUGAAAGCCCACCUACCGUGAAGAGAUGGGUGAUUGGUCCGUUGUUACAGUCAUUCAAGUCAAAGAUGGCCAGCUUCACGGAAAUAGUCAUGAGCCCAGUUCGACUUUUCAAACCCACUUUGCCCUCGGCACCCUCCGAUGCACUCUUGGACCUCCAGACCCUUUGCCCAGACAGUGUCACUGGCAGCAACUGCAACACUGAGAGCCACAAUGGACACUUUUCAGAAGAAAGUGCAGGGGAAAGCCAGGAUAUGCAAAGACAGUUGCAAACAAAGAGUAAAAGUGAAGGUAGCACUGAUUCAGGUUCACCUCGGGCUAAGGGACAGAUCGGUGGAGGACCAGAGGUGGGGGAACUGUCGGGGGAUCUUCAUCAGCCUCUAACCUCUUUGGCACAGGCAUGGAGCUCUGGCACAGAGAGAACGCAGCGUGUCAUCCACGAACACCCCUCUGUUCGGAAACUGAACUUUGAUACGGAAACCAAAGUCGGAGUCAGUUUUGAAGAGGAAGAAAGUCUUCAUGCAGAGAAACAUAAUUCCAACGUAUGUUCACACACACAGAUGGUCUGUGCCUCGUUUCCUAGCAGCAAGGAAGAGAUUCUGAGGGAGUCUCCUCGCUCUGGGAAAUGUAGUCAACUUCCCAGAACCGAACUUCCUCUGGCUUUGGACCCAGUUGGUUCCCUAACCAGCCCGGACUCCUCUCCCUCAGGCUCCCCCAGAACCAGGCAUUGGUCCCGUUUGUGCUCAGAUACCUCAAAAGAACAUUUGACUGGUAAAAGGGCACACUUGGGACAGGCGUGCGCUAAAGCCCCCUCUCCGAGUAAGCCCUCUCCUGGUCGUCCACUCAAACGAUCAUCUUCAUCUGACCUAUUCACUCACAUUUCCCCUAAAAAGGCCCCACUUUCUUCAGAUGAGGCCUGUGAGGAAAAGUGCUCCAUAGAAGGUACAUCACAACCUCCUGGUCUAGAGGAAAACGCCAGUGGCAGCUCAAGUGCUUUAAGCACGUCCUUUUACUUUACACAUCCUGUGUCUUUCGAAGCUAAGCGGGGUAGACAUAGGCAGCUGGGGGCAGAUGAAGAUGGCUCAUCUUUGACUAUCUGCCAGAGUACUGCAGCACAUGAAAUGCACAGAUCGCUGGAAGACUGUGGAGUUCCUCAAUUACCAAGCAGGACCCCUGUCACCACCACAUGCUCUCCUGGUCAAGUUUCAGUUCGGGUGCUGCCGGAUAAUCUGGAAGGAACUCCAGAGGGGGAUGGAGAACCUGAAAAGCAAGAUCUUGUGCAGAUUCCACCUCAAACCUUGGAGUCCCUACAGGCUCGGCCCUCACUGAGGGAGCCCCGUGAUGACCAUCACGGAGAGGGAGGGAUUGUGUUCUCAGAAGAAAGCCUGGGAGAACCACAGGCUUGCCCAGGAAGCAGCCCUGAGAUGCGUGAAAGAUUAAAAGUUGUAAGAGGCGGUAAACGAGGGAAGGGGAUGAGAAAGAAAAAAAGUGAUGAUAUGAAAGAGAGAGAGUUACUGAUAGUAACAGGUGGAGAAGCCAGGGAAGAGGUAAGAUCAGAGCAGAACAGUAGUAUUAGCACAGGGACUUGUGUUUCCCAACUCUUAGACACAGACCCUCAUGGGUCCCUCAGUUCUAGGCGAGUAAUUAGAAAGAACAGUCAAGGCUCUUGGAUGGAAGCAAAAGGAAGAGGAGGCCGGAGGAACAAUCUAAACGUAGAAAGUCCGUCCACAGAGAUUAUGCCAACUGUGGUGGGAUCAUCUCUGGAAUUUAAAGAUUGUAGCGCCAGUAACAGCAGCGCAGACUGCGGUAUGACUGCGACUAGAGCAAAGAGUCGAGGUGAAAAUGGCUCAAGCUUCAAAACUAGAAAAUUGAGAAGUUCUGCGAUUGCCUUCGAGGAUAUUAGACGUUCUCCAAACCACUCAAGGUGUGACUCUACAACAUUAACCACUGAAACUGGAAGCAAAGAGGAGGAUGCUGCUGGAAUCAACAAAUCGGACAUUCAGCUUGAGGAUGCAAGACCUAAGUGCCUAAGGCGGGAACGUCAGCAUUACAGGCGUAGAAAGAGGGAACUUUCCCCAGGAAUGGAUAUGGAUCCGAUGCUGAAUGGGAAGUGUCUGGCUGUGCCAGAGGGGAUCCAAGGUGAUAUAAACAGAACUACUGUGUCAUCCGAAGUGCCCAAAGAGAGUGAGACAAGCCAAGAAAGUGAGCCUAGGACCAGGAAAAAACUUGGGAGACUAAGACACAAGCUAAGGAAUCAUGCCGACAAAGAGCUUAUUCAGGGGGAGAUGACUGUAGACAUGGAGCUGGAAAGGAAAGCGGCACUGUCAGAUGAGAGUCCCUGCGAUCUGGAGCCCCAAGAAGAUUCAGCAUCGGGGGAAACCAGCAUUCAACCUGGGGGGUCCUUGCCAGAGCAUGCUGACACUGGAUCCCAGGUUCAACCCAGAACGUGCACACUAAUGCAGGUCGGUAGGAAGAGAGGGGGCACCGGAGAGACAGGCAAGGAAGGAGAAACGGUACACGCGUCCUCUUCCUCCCAAACAACAAAUUCCAAGCACAAGCUUCCUGAAGCUGACGAUGAGGUGGAAUUGAAGUCUGUCAAGGUGCACAGGCUAAUCGACAAGGAAGUGCCAAAGGGGAGAAGGGGGAAGAAGUCGAAGCAAGGGGACGGGAUGAGGACGGCGGAAGACUCCCACAGAAGGAAAGGCAGAUCCUGCUUUAGAGGCAGGUGUGAGCGGAAGGAAGACCUCGCAGUCGAAGGUGAGCAGCUGAAGGAGACCGACUCGUUUGAAAAGCCAGAGUGCGAGCUACUGCGGAGGAGCUACUCUUGCCCGGAGAUCCCCUCCCUCCUGAAAGACGGCCGGCAUCGUCCCUCGCCUCUCCAUCACUGCCUCCCCGUUCCUCUGCCUCCCUCCUCAGCCAAACGCACUCGCAGGCACACGGUCUGCAGCCUGGAAGUGGAGAGAGAGAUCGCCCCCCUGUGUUUGCGUAAGGAGGUGUACCCCACCGGACGGGGAGGGCAGCACUACAACCCCGGCUCCCCUGCGUCCUCCACAUCCUUUACCGCUCUGGCCUCCUGCUUUCUCUCGAGUCCCCUGGCCUUCCUCUCCAGGAAGCAGGAGGGAAGCAGUUCGAGCAGCGGCAUCAGCGGUAGUAGCGCCUGUAGUUGUGAUGUCACCUUGUCCUCCUCCAGUGACGCCACCCCCUCCACUUCCUCCUCUGUUUCCUCCCUGAUCUGUCGCCUGCUCCCGGACUUCACUUCCUGUGCCCUCCCCAGAUCCAGCCAAUCCACUGCCUCCGUUUCUUCUUUUUGCAGUGUCUCCUCCCAGAUGCCAGUAGAUGGUGAGAUUGAGGGCAAGCAGGAGCAGCAGGAGGAGGAGGAGCAGGACGAGGAGGAGGGGAUCUGUUUCACUCCAGAGCAGGAAACCGUUGAGCCGCGGGAUGAAAAAUCCUUCUCGGACUCUGAAAUUAAGGCUGGCAGUGCGACACAAGCUGAGCGGGGCAAGGUUUCCCGCUUCAGAAUCCGCAAAACUCCCCCAAAACCGCCCACCAACCUCACACCCAUGGGCCUCCCCCGUCCUGUCAGGCUGAAGAAGAAGGAUUUCAGCCUGGAGGAAAUCUACACCAACAAGAACUUCCACAAACCACCGGAAGGGCGGCUAGAAACUAUAUUUGAGGUUCCAACCAGCAAUUGCGAUGGAUCGCUGUCCCUGAUUGGCUCCCGGCGUUUUAAACGAUUGGUCAAGUUCCCGGAGCUGGGUGUGGCCAGGAAACCGAGGAAAGCUCUGGCAGGGGCGGGGAAAGGAACCUUCCGGAAGACCGGGGACAGUUCGGCGGUCGGCCGGACCCGGCGCAGAGGGACCCCGAAAGCUAAAGACGCACCGUCCCGCACCGCGGAGGAACUCGAUUCGCUGCUGUGUUCCAAGCUCGACCAAUUGGACGCCUGGAUGGCUCUCGACCAGGCGGCUCCGUGAGCCCGGGAGCCAAUCAAGAGUCCUCGAGUCCCAAACGAUGUUGUGUGCGUGUUGCGUGACCACCGGGCCGUGCUGUGUCUCAUUGGCCCGAGGGGGAGGGGCUCCCGGGCUGGGUGGGUUACUCUAGCGCUAGCACUGAACGAACAGGGUCUUUAAGCACUUUGGAUGUGGAUGACAGGGUCUGUACCUUUCUACCUGCCCGUCAUUUCAAAGCAGCACCUGCGGCUGCGAUGGAUUCUUUAAUCCCUGGGCAUCAUGUUCCGUCCAUUUCUUCAUUCUCUGUAAUUAAUUUCAUUUGAAUAACUUAAUUAAAUAUAAUGAUUUAAUUAUUGUGAUUUACUGUGUCCAUGGUAAUCAGAUCUUCUAUUAAAAUCUUAUAAAGAGUUUAUAUUUCCAUUAUGGGUGUACCACAUAUAGAUAUGUAUAUAUGUAUGUUACAAAAGGUGCACAGCUUUGAUAAUUUGCGAAUUUGGUUGAUGUUGCCUUAUUUCGGUGAUUUUUGUGUGUGCACCAGGGUCUUUGACUGUAUGUAAUUAUCAGAUGCACUGAUGUAUGAACCGGUUAACUGGUCUUCCCUCCUCCCAGUCCCUCAGUCUGCAGCCUUCCUCCUAGUGUAACACUGGACUGUCGCAGUCAGCAAACAGCUGUUCAGAUUUCAGCGCUAACCGCCAUUCAGUGUGGUACAACACUGACCGCCAUUCAGCGCUAACCGCCUUUCUGCACGGUACAACACUGACCGCCAUUCAGCACAGUGCUAACCGCCAUUAGGCACCGCGCAGCGCUAACCCCCAUUCAGCGCGGUACAGCGCUAACCGCCAUUCUGCACGGUACAGCGCUAACCGCCAUUCUGCACGGUACAGCGCUAACCGCCAUUCUGCACGGUACAGCGCUAACCGCCAUUCUGCGCGGUACAGCGCUAACCGCCAUUCUGCGCGGUACAGCGCUAACCGCCAUUCUGCACGGUACAGCGCUAACCGCCAUUCUGCACGGUACAGCGCUAACCGCCAUUCUGCGCGGUACAGCGCUAACCGCCAUUCUGCACGGUACAGCGCUAACCGCCAUUCUGCACGGUACAGCGCUAACUCCCAUUCUGCGCGGUACAGCGCUAACCGCCAUUCUGCGCGGUACAGCGCUAACCGCCAUUCUGCGCGGUACAGCGCUAACCGCCAUUCUGCGCGGUACAGCGCUGACGGCCAUUCUGCGCAGUACAGCGCUAAUUGCCAUUUAGCACAGCGCUAACCGCCAUUCAGCACGGUUCCUGUGACCGCAAACGGUGUCGGCCGUGGGUGGAGGGAGCUGGCAGUCUGAGGGAAUGUCUGUAAGCUCGAUGGCCAGUGCUUUGAUCCCGGCGGCUUUUUUGAUUGGUGCAGAGCUCCUAAAAGUUUCAUUUGUUCCGUUUGCUCCCAGACUACAGGGACUCCAAAGGAGACCAGAAUGGGUUAACUGCUUUGCACUGGAGGCUGUUUGUCAGUAUGGAUAUUAGUAUUUUAUUUUAUUUUAUGUUUUUUUUUGGUCUGCUUUUUAUAUUAUCAAGUCAAAAAAUAUAUUCUUUGGCUGUAAAACUGGUCAUUGAGUCCAGGGCAUUUUUUCACUUCAAUUAUGAAUGUUUUUUUUUUUUUCUUGUGUAAAAAUUUUAUGUAGAAUUCUAUUAUAGUGGAGUUUGAAAUAGCACUUCUGUUAGUCAUAGGCCAAGCUUGAAGUUUUUAAUUCCACGUCCAUUUUGUUUCAUGUCCAUUCUCUGAAAUAUGGAAUAAUGCCAAGUCGUAUAUGAAUAUUACUUUGUGCAGUCGUUUAUGUACAGGAGAAAAUAAUUGUUUAGAUGUUUUUCACUGUUGAAUAAAUGUGAUAUUUUUAUGGUUUCUACACUUUGUUCCAUGACUGCCAUUUAUAAUUUCUUAUGGAGUAGCAAUGAAUAGAAAUGUAUGGUUGCAUAUGGCAAUUUUAAUUUUACGAAUGAACAUCUUGAAUGUUAAAAUAUUUGUAGCAAUAUUUCACAAACUGAACAGUACUUCAGGAUGCAAGCUUGGAUAUUUAGUUAUUUUAUUACAAAAACCUUUACAAAAUGCAAUACAGUCUUUAAAAGCACAACAUUAAAACAUGAAAAAAAUAAUAUAAAAUAACUUAAUGACAAAAUAGAAUGUAACCAUGUGCUUGUUUUAAGUUUUUUGCUAAAUCAACCAUUGAUAGCACAUUUUAGUAGCAUACUAGAUGUGUAUUCUUUUUAAUUCGAUCUUUGUAACUAUGUUUUUAAACACCACUAUAUUUUCAUCAUUUCAGUAGCUUGUGUAAAUGACAAGUAUCCAUUAAACAGCAUAUUUAUUAA
Molecule: messenger RNA, 7632 nt
Organism: Anguilla anguilla (European eel)
Lineage: Eukaryota; Metazoa; Chordata; Actinopteri; Anguilliformes; Anguillidae
Gene: prr14
Product: proline rich 14
Exons: 10
Coding region: 642-5309 (1555 amino acids)
Source: RefSeq, a predicted model, not a curated record